AGAACUUGAUACUGCAUCAGUACAGUGAUGCUCAGACUGAAAUUCAGAAACUGCCGUCUUACUUCGACACCUUCUCGUAAUUACAUUCACAGCAAUGCUGUUCGAUCAAACCUUCACUCGACGAAUCUGAAACUGGGAGAUUUAUCCAAAUCUGGCCGAAUCGAGGAAGCCCGCCAACUGUUCGAUAAAAUGCCUGAGAAAGAUGAGUACACUUGGAACACAAUGAUCGUCGCUUACUCCUCUUCAGGGAGACUCUCCGACGCGAAACACCUUUUCCAUAGAAACCCAGUGAAGAAUACAAUCUCCUGGAACGCUCUAAUCUCUGGGCAUUGCAAGAACGGAAGCAAAGACGAAGCUCUAAGUUUGUUUUGGGAGAUGCAGCUUAAAGAAAGAAGCUUUAACGAGUACACUUUAGGUAGCGUUCUAAAGAUGUGUGCUUUGCUUGGUUUGCUUCUCAGAGGUGAACAGAUUCAUGGGUGUACAGUGAAAACAGCGUUUGAUUUUGAUGUUGGUGUGGUUAAUGGUUUACUCGAUAUGUAUGCACAAUGCAGACGCGUCUCUGAAGCUGAGUAUAUCUUUAAGACAAUGCCAGCUGAGAGGAGGAAUAACGUUACAUGGACUUCAAUGCUCACCGGCUACUCUAGAAACGGGUUUGCUUACAAGGCGAUUGAGUGUUUUAGGGAUAUGAGGAGAGAAGGAACCCAACCGAAUCAGUUUACCUUUCCAAGCGUUUUGACGGCUUGUGGUGUGGUUUGUGCUCGUAGGGUUGGUGUUCAGGUGCAUGGAUGCAUAGUUAAGAGUGGUUUCAAGACCAACAUCUUUGUUCAGAGCGCGGUGAUUGCCAUGUACGCUAAAUGCAGAGACUUGGCAACCGCGAGAGCCUUGUUGCAAGAUAUGGAAGUUGACGAUGUGGUUUCUUGGAACUCGUUGGUUGUUGAGUGCGUUAGAGAAGGUUUUAAGGAAGAAGCUCUGUCUCUGUUUAGAAGAAUGCAUGAGCGGGAUAUGAAGAUAGACGAGUUCACACUCCCUUCAGUUUUGAACUGUUUCGCCUCCUCUAGAACAGAGAUGAUGAAGAUAGCUUCCUCUGUGCAUUGUCUGAUUGUGAAAACUGGAUAUGGAAGUUAUAUGCUUGUGAGCAACGCUCUUGUGGAUAUGUAUGCUAAAAGAGGAACCAUGGAUUCAGCGCUGAAAGUGUUUGAAGGGAUGGUUGAGAAAGAUGUGAUAUCUUGGACGGCUCUAGUCACAGGGAACACACAUAACGGAGCUUAUGAAGAAGCGUUGAAGCUGUUCUGUAAGAUGAGAGGAGAUGAAGGAGGCAUAUCUCCUGAUCAGAUUGUUACAGCGAGUGUACUAAGCGCCUCUGCUGAGUUAACUCUACUGGAGUUUGGGCAGCAAGUACACUGUAACCACAUCAAAUCUGGCUUCCCUGCCUCUCUGUCAGUAGAUAACUCUCUUGUGACAAUGUACACAAAGUGCGGAAGCUUAGAAGACGCCGAAGCAGUUUUCAACUCCAUGGAAACCAAGGAUCUGAUCACAUGGACUGCUCUGAUAGUUGGUUACGCGAAAAACGGCAAAGCUAAAGACUCUCUGGAAUUAUACAAUUUGAUGAUAGACAAUGGCAUAAGACCGGACUACAUUACCUUUAUCGGUUUACUAUUCGCUUGCAGUCACGCCGGUCUCAUAGAAGAAGCUCAACGCUACUUUGAGUCUAUGAGAACAGUUUACAGAAUAGCACCAGGACCUGAACACUACGCGUGUAUGAUUGAUCUCUACGGCAGGUCCGGCGAUUUCGCCAAAGCAGAGGAGUUGCUGAAUCAAAUGGAGGUUGAGCCAGACGCAACCGUAUGGAAAGCGAUCUUAGCUGCUAGUAGGAAGCAUGGGAAGAUAGAAACCGGAGAAAGAGCGGCGAGAACUCUCAUGGAGUUGGAACCAAACAACGCUGUUCCUUAUGUCCUGUUAUCAAACAUGUACUCUGCAGCGGGGAGACAAGAGGAAGCUGCGAAUAUCCGUAGGCUGAUGAAAUCUCGGAACAUAAGCAAAGAGCCUGGUUGCAGUUGGGUUGAAGGGAGAGGGAGAGUUCAUAGCUUCAUGUCUGAAGAUAGAAGACAUCAGAGAAUGGUUGAGAUUUAUUCAAAGGUUGAUGAGAUGAUGCUUUUGAUCAGAGAAGCUGGUUAUGAACCGGAUGUGAGUUUUGCACUCCAUGACUUGGAUAAGGAAGGGAAGGAGCUUGGUUUGGCUUACCAUAGUGAGAAACUAGCUGUAGCGUUUGGUCUGCUUGCUGUACCGGAUGGAGCUCCGAUUCGGAUCAUCAAGAACCUCCGUGUCUGUGGGGAUUGCCACAGUGCUAUGAAGUACAUAUCGAGAGUUUAUCUGAGGCAUAUCAUCUUGAGAGAUUCGAAUUGUUUUCAUCACUUUAGAGAUGGAAGCUGUUCUUGCGGAGACUAUUGGUGACAUUUUGCAUUUAUAAAAAUUGGAAAAUUCUGCAUCUGUAUACAACAAU
Brassica oleracea var. oleracea is the source of this 2500-nucleotide messenger RNA. RefSeq names its product putative pentatricopeptide repeat-containing protein At3g13770, mitochondrial. Gene Ontology annotation, molecular function: zinc ion binding; RNA binding; protein binding. The coding region runs from base 28 to 2451 and encodes 807 amino acids. The transcript has a single exon. Lineage: Eukaryota; Viridiplantae; Streptophyta; Magnoliopsida; Brassicales; Brassicaceae. Gene Ontology annotation, biological process: RNA modification. The record is from RefSeq and is a predicted model, not a curated record.